AUGUCAAAGCGACAACAUGAUAAUGACGAGGAUCUAGGAGAAGAGGAGCGUCAGAAUUCACCAUCAGCAGGACUCUGGUGCACAUUGCCUCCGUGCUCAGAAGAACCUUUACACUUUAAUAGCCAAAGUGCUUUUGAGUUGCAUUAUCAGACGUUUCACACAAACAGAUGCGAAGAAUGUCAGGCCAACCUCCCAAAUGAGCAUCUUUUGAAUUUGCAUAUAACGGAGACACACGAUCCGAUUUUCGAUCUACAGAAGGGAAAGGGACGGGAAUUUUUAGAUCGUGCGCAAAAGUUGAAGGACGCCAAAUCCGACGCUCAAAAGGAGAUCGAGCAGUACAAGGCCAAGAAGGACGCUGAGCUCAAGAAGUUCGAGGACGAAUUCGUUGGUUCCAACCAGAAACUCGAGGAGGAGGCCGACAACCAAGUCAAGGACGAGCUCUCGAAGAUUAAAAAAACCGCAGAAGCCAAGAAGUCGGCCGUUAUCAAGCUUCUCAUCGAUGCUGUGGUUGCACCUAAGCCAGAACUGCAUAUAAAUGCCAAAUAA
Molecule: messenger RNA, 546 nt
Organism: Ogataea philodendri
Lineage: Eukaryota; Fungi; Ascomycota; Pichiomycetes; Pichiales; Pichiaceae
Exons: 2
Coding region: 1-546 (181 amino acids)
Biological process (GO): proton transmembrane transport
Cellular component (GO): vacuolar proton-transporting V-type ATPase complex
Molecular function (GO): proton-transporting ATPase activity, rotational mechanism
Source: RefSeq, a predicted model, not a curated record